CUUUCUUAUUUCUUUUGCGCCCUUUUGUUUAAAAUGUGAUUAUACAUGUGAUAUUCAUUUCUUGCAAUUUUUAAGACUUACUUCAUUGGAAUCUACUUCAUGCAAUUUUAUGCUAUUGUUAUUGUUUGUUUCAUGAAUUCAACUUCUUCUUCUUUUUUCUUAUCUCAUGUUUUUAGGGAUAAUUUACAUGGUAUAAACUUAUGAUUCAAAUAAUUGGUAUAACUUCUUAAUUCAUGUUUGUUUCAUAGAAUCAAAUGAAUUUUUAUAGUAUCGUGAUUGGGAAUUUGGAAUAAAUGACCUGUAUCCCUAGUCUGGCAAUAAUAGUAGGGACAUUUCGACUUAUGCACUAUUCUAUACAACUUGAACCACAGCUCUUUUACUAGUAUAAAAAAAUGUGACAUUUUGUAUAAAAAUUGCUGUCAGUAUUUCUAAUGACAUCUAUGGUCCGUUUAGUUAGUAGUACUAAAUAGUGGUAAUGGUAAUGCUUUUAGUGUAAUUUUGUGAAGACAUGGCAAUGUUAGCAUCCAUCGUAAUGAAAUUUGAUGUCAAACAUUUGUUUACCUUCAUAGAUUUUCAUUGACAUCCAAUAACAACUUCUCAAGUGGUAAUGGAUGGUAAUAAAAUUUUAAGAAGAAAAUAGGUGUUUUGUGAUAAAGUAGUAUGAUCAUGAAUGUUGACAUGAGAAUGUCUACACAAAUUUACACUAUAAAUCAUUACCAUUACCACCAUUUACUACCGCUAAUCAAACGAGCCACUAGUACUCUGAGAAAAGGAAUGGGUGGAGAAGGUUGUUCUGUAUCUUUGACUGAAAACUAGAAAGUGGCACACAGCUAGUAAGUAGUAAGACUGAAUUUUUGGCGAUGCCAUACAAGAUACGAAGAUGAAUCUUAUAGCGAGGCAUUUGUGUUUUUAAGAUAAUUUUGAAUCGUUGUAUUACAAAAUGAAGUGAAAAUUGUUAGUUAUGCAGUUCACACGAGAAUUGUACAUGCAGAUAGCUCUACUUUUGAAGGGGCGACUGCCCACAAGUAGUUGCGAGGUAGUGGCAAAACUUGUCAAAGAUUGCAAAUGGGAGUCUCACUCGGUAUUAUUUCCUCAAGAAACCCACUUCACCCGCAGACAGUUAUGUACUACUUCUUCAUUGGUCGCGAUUUUAACAUUCCAGCAGGCCACAAUAUUAGAACCAGUUAAUGCUGUGGAUAAAGCCAAUAUCAAAGAGGAUGAUGAGGGCGUAUUUGGCACAAUCAACUCAUUGUUUGAUCCUAAUGAAAAAACUAAGUCAGGCAAAGUGUUGCCUAAAGCCUACUUGAAGUCAGCUAGGGAGGUUUUGAAUACUCUACGAGAGUCGUUGAAGGAAAAUCCAAAAGAUAUGGCUAAAUUUAGACGAACUGCCGAUGCUGCAAAGGAAUCGAUUCGAGAUUAUUUAAGUAACUGGAGGGGGCAACAAGCUGUAGCAAAAGAGGAAUCUUAUAUGGAGUUGGAGAAGGUUUUUAGAACUCUUGCCAGCUUUUAUGCAAAGGCAGGUCCGUCAGCUUCUCUCAGCGAUGAAGUGAAGUCCAAAAUCUUGCAUGAUUUAGAUAUUGUUGAAGAAUUUUUGUAGCUGCACAUACUUGCCUGUACAAGUUGCAUUCCAGGUUAUUCGUGUCUUAACACAUUCUUCACUGAAAGAGCUGUAAUAUAAUUUUUCUGCUACA
Beta vulgaris subsp. vulgaris (sugar beet) is the source of this 1691-nucleotide messenger RNA. RefSeq names its product photosystem II D1 precursor processing protein PSB27-H2, chloroplastic. Gene Ontology annotation, cellular component: chloroplast thylakoid lumen; photosystem II. NCBI's taxonomy places the organism in Eukaryota, Viridiplantae, Streptophyta, Magnoliopsida, Caryophyllales, Amaranthaceae. The coding region runs from base 962 to 1597 and encodes 211 amino acids. The record is from RefSeq and is a predicted model, not a curated record. Gene Ontology annotation, biological process: photosystem II repair; photosystem II assembly. The transcript is spliced from 3 exons.